This is a messenger RNA of Ziziphus jujuba (common jujube), 1708 nucleotides long. RefSeq names its product plasmodesmata-located protein 2. Gene Ontology annotation, biological process: plasmodesmata-mediated intercellular transport; transport of virus in multicellular host. Gene Ontology annotation, cellular component: plasmodesma. The transcript has 3 exons. The record is from RefSeq and is a predicted model, not a curated record. The coding region runs from base 321 to 1220 and encodes 299 amino acids. NCBI's taxonomy places the organism in Eukaryota, Viridiplantae, Streptophyta, Magnoliopsida, Rosales, Rhamnaceae.
AAGAUACCCUUCAUCUCUGCACAUCUACAGACGUAGGCCAUCCAAAGGGAAAGUAAAUUCCCAGAGUACCACAAAAACCCAAACUCAAACCCCUUUUUCAGCAAAAAGAAGUAGAACAGCACCUCUCUCUCUCAUUCUCUCUCUCUCUCUAAUCUUUAUUCUUUGGAAGUUUGAACCAAAAACCCCUCUUUUUUAAGAUCUACCGAAAAAAAAAAAAAAGAAAUUCCUCCUAUUCAAAACCCUUUCAAAGAAAAAAAAAAAGAAAAAAAAAAGAAAACACUGCCAUGAUUUGAUCCAUCAAAGAACCAGCCAAAGCCCAAAUGGGUUUCCCCACAAGAAACUUUUCCAAUUUCUUUCUCUUCUUCAUCAUCUUCUUCACAAAUUUCAACCUUAUCCCACUCACUGAAUCUGCCUCUGAUUAUACCUCUUUGGUCUACAAAGGUUGUGCAAAGCAAUCAUUCUCAGAUCCAACUGGGGUAUACUCACAAGCUCUCUCUGCACUUUUUGGCUCUCUGGUUCAACAAUCCUCCAAAUCCAGGUACUUCAAGACCACAUCUGGUACAGGCCAAUCCUCCAUUUCUGGUCUCUUCCAAUGCAGAGGGGAUCUAAGCAAUGCUGACUGCUACAACUGUGUGAGCAAGCUGCCCCAAAUGGUUGACAGCCUCUGUGGGAAAACCAUUGCUGGUAGAGUUCAGCUUCAGGGUUGCUAUUUGCUCUAUGAGGUUGCUGGGUUUGCUCAAAUUUCAGGCAUGGAAAUGCUCUACAAGACCUGUGGUGCUACAAAUGUUGCUGGGAGUGGGUUUGAAGAGAGAAGGGACACUGCUUUUUCUGUGUUGGAAAAUGGUGUGGCUAGUGGCCAUGGAUUCUACACUACUAGCUAUCAAGCUGUGUAUGUUCUCGGUCAGUGUGAGGGAUCUGUGGGGGAUUCAGACUGCAGUGAGUGCGUGAAAAGUGCUGUGCAGAGAGCUCAGGUUGAAUGUGGGAGUUCAAUCUCAGGCCAAAUCUAUCUCCACAAGUGUUUCAUUAGCUAUAAUUACUUACCAAAUGGGGUUCCAAGGAGGUCAUCUUCUUCAUCUUCAUCUUCAUCAUCUUCUUCAUCUUCUUCAGGAACUACAGGGAAGACUGUGGCUAUAAUAUUAGGUGGAGCAGCUGGUGUGGGGUUUCUUGUCAUUUGCUUGUUGUUUGCUAGAGGUUUGAUGAAGAAACAUGAUGAUUUUUGAUUGCAGGAAAUGAAUACUACUCCUUCCUAAAGAGGCAAAACUUCUUUUGAGGUGGACACUUUCCACAUGUAUUUCCCUCCCUCUCUCUCUCUUUCUCUUUCUUUUUUCUUUUUUAGGGAGGAUUUUUUUGAAAUAUAAUUUGGGCUAAAAGAUAGAGUGGACAAGGAGGAGAGAGUGUAAUUAACGUGGGUAUUGUUCUUACAAUUUGCUAAGAAAAUGGUUGGAAAAGAAGGCAAAUUUAGAGCAUGAAAUUAAGAAUUUUUUUUUUUUCCUUUUUUCCCAAAUGUGAAAAUCUAGGCAAGGAAGGAUUGAAUGUUUAUUUUUCAGAAUGGAUGGAAAUCAUUAAAAAAAAAAAAAAAAAAAAAGGGAUGGGCAAUGGAUUGUCAAAUUUGUGUUAUUAUUAUUAUAUUAUUUUUAGUGUUUUUUGUAUAUGUUAAAUUGCCCACAAAAAAAAAAAAAAAAAAGGGCCAUGUGGGUUUUGGUGUCUU